AUCAACGCAUCUGAUUGGCUGCGCGGUGUAAACACCAUAAGCGCUUCAGUUCAUUGGUCAACAGUCAAUCAGUCGAAACGUGCGGCAAACGUUACAAAACGAUAGAGUAAACAAUAAAAAUGAGUCUCCGAAAGCAGACACCAAGUGAUUUCCUGAAGCAGAUCAUUGGGAGACCAGUGGUGGUGAAGCUGAACUCUGGUGUCGAUUACAGAGGAGUCCUGGCCUGUCUUGACGGCUACAUGAAUAUCGCUGUGGAACAGACAGAGGAAUAUGUCAAUGGCCAGCUGAAGAACAAGUAUGGAGAUGCAUUUCUCAGAGGAAACAAUGUGUUAUACAUCAGCACCCAGAAGAGGAAGAUGUGAAGCCGUUUUACUAGUUUCUUUAUUCAUUAUUACAUGAGUAAAUUGUUUACUUUCGAUAUUCCUAAUCCUUUGUUAGCUGACAAUAAUGUUCGAUAAGUUUGUUUCAUGUUUUGUAACACAAAAUUUGGUGUUCUGCAGAGUGAUGCAGUAAAUUUGUAUUUCAACAAUAGAUUUUGUGUUUGUUUUCAUGAUUUAUCUGUUCCCGAGAUGCUUCUAAGAAUAUUUCAAUGGUGAUAAUUCAGUCAUAAGGAAUUGCUGAUUAGCACUUUCAGGUCUGGAGGUUCAAGGCUCCUUUAUCUACAUAUUUCAUAUUCACUGCUUAAAUAUACCUGCUGUUUCACAUAAUUUGGUCUACUAUAGCCCUCUAUUGCAUGAUAAUGUUCUUUGUUUUCAAAUGAAUCAAUAGGUAGACCCUGAUUGAACCCUGAUCUGUUUGUGCUGGUGUUGUCUGCCCCUUUCUAACCUUUCUGCCUACAUUAGGAGGCUCUAAUAAAUUUACAAACGAUCCUGG
Onychostoma macrolepis is the source of this 873-nucleotide messenger RNA. It is a transcript of the gene lsm6, whose product is annotated as LSM6 homolog, U6 small nuclear RNA and mRNA degradation associated. Bases 120 to 362 code for a protein of 80 amino acids. Gene Ontology annotation, biological process: mRNA splicing, via spliceosome; maturation of SSU-rRNA. The transcript has 4 exons. Gene Ontology annotation, molecular function: RNA binding. Gene Ontology annotation, cellular component: U6 snRNP; P-body; sno(s)RNA-containing ribonucleoprotein complex. NCBI's taxonomy places the organism in Eukaryota, Metazoa, Chordata, Actinopteri, Cypriniformes, Cyprinidae. The record is from RefSeq and is a predicted model, not a curated record.